This is a messenger RNA of Toxorhynchites rutilus septentrionalis, 507 nucleotides long. RefSeq names its product histidine-rich glycoprotein-like. NCBI's taxonomy places the organism in Eukaryota, Metazoa, Arthropoda, Insecta, Diptera, Culicidae. Gene Ontology annotation, cellular component: extracellular matrix. The record is from RefSeq and is a predicted model, not a curated record. The coding region runs from base 1 to 507 and encodes 168 amino acids. The transcript is spliced from 2 exons.
AUGGACGUCAUUCGAUUGCUGCAGUUUGGUUGUGAGAAGCCAAUGAAUAUGUUUAAGUUCGGUUGCAUCGUAUUUGUCGUGGCGAUAGCCGCCUCCCAGGCAUACCUUCACCAGGAGCAAACGAAACAUGCGGCUGCAGAGCAUCAUCAGGAAUCUGAGCACGGAGAUGAUGCCCACAAAAGCCACCACGAGGAUUAUUUCUCCCAUCCAAAGUAUAAAUUCGAAUAUGGAGUCAAGGAUGACCAUACGGGAGACCACAAGACUCACUGGGAACAUCGUGAUGGAGAUGUCGUGAAGGGACAGUAUUCGCUGCACGAUGCUGAUGGUUCGGAGCGUGUUGUCGAGUAUACCGCUGAUCCUCAUCACGGGUUUAACGCUGUUGUGAAGAAGGUUGAACAUGCUCAUCAGAAAGCUGAACACCACAGUGCGCCAUUGGUUGCGGAUGAUAGCAACCAUCAUCAUCACUAUCAACAUUAUCAUCAUCAACCGGAAUAUUACAGCCAUUAG